CUUUAGCCCAGCUUCUGCCUACCUAGUUGUUUGAAAACAAAUGAUAGUUUGAAGCUGCGACUUUUCGGUCUGCAAGUUGAGCAGCUCAGCGCUUUAACACACUGCUCAUAAAUACUGUAAAUAAAAUAAAUAAUAAGAAAAUAAUGAAGUUUGGGGUUUUAGCCUGCCACUUUUGGACUCUUGCUUGCUGGGGUGUUCCUGUGAGUAUCUCAGUUGGCAUUAUAACUCUAUCCUGAAUUUUAUUAGGUCCCUUUUAUUCUGGUAUUUUAACUGAUGAUGUUAUUUUUAUAUUGCUGCUGCAGUCUCCCCCACCAAUGAAGUCGACUGAAUUGUACUUAGUGGUUGAUUGAUAUUAUUACUACUGUAUUAACUCUUGUUUUAUUGUCUUACUGUAUUUUAUUUUUUUUGUAUAUUGUUCAAUGUAUUUAUGCUAUUUUUGUAAAUUGUGCUGGUCGGGCCUUGCCCCAUGUGAGCCGCCCUGAGUCCCCGUGGUGGAGUAUAAAUAAAGUUGUAUUAUUUUAUUUUAUGACACAGCAAGCAAGAUAGACAUGCUGGAUUUCGUUUCACAAAACCACAAGUCGAACACUUCCCAAGUGUCUAGGACUGUGUGAUGUAUUUUCGGAUGAUGCGCGCAGAUCCCAGUCGGGUGGCCUUUUGCAGUUGGCAGAUCGUGAUUUUGUCAAUGUCUAUUGUUUCCAAAUGCCAGCUGAGAUCUUUUGGCACGGCACCAAAUGUGCCGAUCACCACCGGGACCACCUGCACUGGUUUCUGCCAGAGUCUUUGAAGUUCAAUCCGGAGGUCCUGAGAGCGGCUGAGUUUUUCCUGUUGUUUUUCGUCAAUGUGACUGUCACCUGGGAUGGCAACAUCAAUGAUCCAAACAUUUUCUUUUCCACAACUGUGAUGUCUGGUGUGUUGUGUUCCAGAACUUUGUCAGUCUGGAUUCGGGAGUCCCACAGUCUCUUUGCGUGCUCAUUUUCCAAUACUUUUGCAGGUUUGUGAUCCCACCAGUUCUUUACUGGGAAGUGGUAUUUGAGGCAUAAGUUCCAGUGGAUCAUUUGGGUCACAUAGUUGUGCCUCUGUUUGUAGUCAGUCUGUGUGAUUUUCUUACAGCAGCUGAGGAUAUGGUCAAUGGUUUCGUCAGCUUCCUUGCACAGUCUCUUUGCGUGCUCAUUUUCCAAUACUUUUGCAGGUUUGUGAUCCCACCAGUUCUUUGCUGCUGGGAGGUGGGACUUGAGGCAUAAGUUCCAAUGAAUCAUUUGGGCCACAUAGUUGUGCCUCUGUUUGUAGUCUGUCUGUGCGAUUUUCUUACAGCAGCUGAGGAUAUGGUCAAUGAUUUCGUCAGCUUCCUUGCAGAGUCUGCAUUUUGGGUCAUCAGCUGAUUUUUUGAUCUUGGCCUUAAUUGCAUUUACUAGAUCUUUUGAUCUAUGUUAUUUUUUAUCAAUAUUUGUAUGUAUGUAUUUUUAUCCUUUACAAUUUUAUCUUGUAAAUUGCCUAGAGCAUCUUGGAUGGAGGGCGAUUAAUAAGUAAUUAAAUGAUGAUGAUGAUGAUGAUGAUGAUUUGUUCUGAUGACUGCAAGGAUCAAUCCUUCUGUCUCCUUCUUCAGGGUCCCAUCAUCAUCAUCAUCAUUAUUAUUAUUAUUAUCUCUGUCGAUGUUAGGAAAUUAUUUCUUGAUUUAAGGUGUUGGCGUGCUGAUAUCUAAACAGGGUAUGGGCCAGAGAUGUCAUUGCCUUGGUCCUUUAAUUAUUAGUUGCUACUUCCCGGCAGAUGUCCGACCAAAUGGUAUAAUUUCUCCAGCAAUGUUGGGCAUAGACAUCCUGUGAUAAUGUGGCUUGUCUCAUGAAGAGGUACAUCCACUGAGAUGUCUUCAAAAAUGCCCAAUCCAGAAUAGCAAGAUGAGCAUCCUUGCAGGGUGUCAUUUGCUCGGCCGGACAGCAGGGGCCGCUGUUGCUUUGUUUGGAAACAGCAUCCAGGACAGUGGAGGUGCAUCUGAGAAUGGCUUGGAGUUGGAGAAACUUCAGGGCUGGGCCCAUUUGGGCGGGGCUUAGUGGAAAGGGGGCGGGGCUUGGGCACUGCCUUGGCGUGUUUCUGUGUGUCUUCUGGAGCGGAUGGGCAUGGCGAGCGUGGUCCCUCUCCCCUUGGCCCCUUGGCCCCAGUUCUUCGCCGUGAUCCACUGGAUCCAAGCCAUCACCGCCGCCUUAAGUGUCAUCGGGUCCAGCUUCAUGAUUGGCUACGCCGUCUUCCAGAAUACAGCCCGCUCCCCUGAGGUCCGCCCCCUGUUCUACCUGAGUCUCUCGGAUCUCUUGCUGGCGGUCUGCUGGCUCGCUGGGGCCCUUCUUUAUAGCCAAGAUGCUGCAGAGCCCAACCACCGGGAAGCUGCGUGCUACAACCUGCAAACUAUGGGACAGAUCUUCUACAUGGCCUCCUUCCUCUACACCGUCAAUUACACCUGGCACCUUUACACCGAUCUGAAGGCGAAAUACAACCAGAACCUUCACAGCCAGCCCCUGCAGGUUUUCAGCAACACGAAUCGCACGGGCCGGAUAGCCAUCAUUUUGUCUGGCCUCAUCCCUUUCCUGGUCAUGCUCCCUGUGCUGGGGAUCGGCAACCAUGACGAAUGCUACCAGAACUUCACCAUGAAACAUGGGUGUCUCCUCAUGCACACCGAGCUCGGCAGCCCCCAGCGGCCUCCCUGCUCUGCCAUGUAUUUCUACAGCAUCGGCGCCUUCCUUGUUUCGUACGCAGCCAGCUUCCUUGUGAUCUUGGUCCUGCUCCUCCGAGCCAGAGCCUUGUACAAAAGGUUUGUGAGCGCAACGGGCUACGUGGGUGACCAGCAGUGGGCCAUGAUCAAGAUGGUGGAGCAAGGUGUGGUCUUGUACCCGGUGGUGUUCUUCUGCUGUUGGGGCCCAGCCUUUAUCCUUGGACUCGUCAAAGUGACGUCUGUGAAUAACAUCACCCUGUACAUGGUUCUUUGGGUUUUGGAGGCCCUGACAGCAUCUUCCCAGGGUCUCCUGAAUUGCGCCGUAUACGGCUGGACCCAGCACAUGUUCCGCUGCAUGAAGCGCAAGGCCUGCCGCGAUGUCGACACGCAGACGCCGCUCUUGCGCUCACAGAAGAGGUUCUACGCCAGCACACUCCCAGCUGAGCCCCAGGGGAGCGCCAAGGCGGCUUCCACCUCCACCGUCUUAUGAGCAGAAGGCCCAGCGAGCCUCUCCAAGCUGAUCGUUGUGAGUCUAUUCUCCUGCUCCUCCUCUUGCCCGGGAGGGGGCCACAGCCGUGUAGGUCCUGCACAACAGGUGCCGUGGGAGGGACGAGAGAACUUCCUUGGUCCCUUCCCGCUCCAUCCUGUAUAUUUGCACAACACACCUUGAAAGGAUAGGUGAAACCUGCACUAGUCAAGCCCGAGGAGGGUGCAAACCCUUCCUCCCUCCCUCUCUGUUUCACGGACACAUCUUAUUUAUUAAAUGGAUAAAGAAUCAGUGGAGGUGAGGAGAAACGUACCCACUCUCCAGCCUAGUGUAUUUUCAGUAUUCCAGGAACUGGGACAAACUGGUUGUUGAAGGAUUGCGUGGAACGUCUCCCAUAUGCUGAAACAGGCCUUAGGGGAUUAUUCCGGUUGCCUUCUUGUUGUUCUUCCUUGUUUGACAGUAAAAGAAAAGGGAAAUAUG
Anolis carolinensis (green anole) is the source of this 3665-nucleotide messenger RNA. RefSeq names its product transmembrane protein 116 (gene tmem116). The record is from RefSeq and is a predicted model, not a curated record. Gene Ontology annotation, molecular function: G protein-coupled receptor activity. Gene Ontology annotation, biological process: adenylate cyclase-activating G protein-coupled receptor signaling pathway. Bases 2106 to 3188 code for a protein of 360 amino acids. Gene Ontology annotation, cellular component: plasma membrane. The transcript is spliced from 11 exons. NCBI's taxonomy places the organism in Eukaryota, Metazoa, Chordata, Lepidosauria, Squamata, Anolidae.